AUGGACUUUGCCCUCCCCCUGAGAGAUGACUUUGAAGGUCAUCUUGGCCAGGUCAUACUUCAAGCCUUUGUGGUGUUCCAUUUGUUCCCUGAUCAGGAUAUUAUAUAUCAUGCACUGAUUGUUGGGGUGCAAUUUUGUCUGUUCCAAUUUACACGUCCCCAAAAUCUGGUAGCACUUCCUCAAAAAUUUGUGGGGGAAGGGAAGGAGCCAGGAGCCCCAUGGAACAAAGUCAUAGUGUCAGGGUUGAUCCCCCUUGACCACAUCAAGGUCGUGAUGUUCAAUGAACUGACAUUGGCUUAUGAUGGGGACAUGACCAUAUCACUAGGGUUCAUGAGAUGUUCCCUAACAGUGAUGCCACCAAAUGUUUGGGUCUGCAACCAUCCUUGCCUUCCCCUAGGGAGUGAAGCUGUGACUGGAUUCACUCCGAAAGCUGGAAACAUAAGUGUGGGCAAAAAUCUGCUUAGGGCCUUCUACAAAGAGGAGAGCGAUGAAGUGCUCACCGUUGUAUUCAAGGAUAGGGACUCUGAGGCUGGAGACCCAUCAUAUGUACCUGGACAGGGGUCAUAA
Molecule: messenger RNA, 567 nt
Organism: Cantharellus anzutake
Lineage: Eukaryota; Fungi; Basidiomycota; Agaricomycetes; Cantharellales; Hydnaceae
Exons: 3
Coding region: 1-567 (188 amino acids)
Source: RefSeq, a predicted model, not a curated record